Tinamus guttatus (white-throated tinamou) is the source of this 1137-nucleotide messenger RNA. The record is from RefSeq and is a predicted model, not a curated record. Lineage: Eukaryota; Metazoa; Chordata; Aves; Tinamiformes; Tinamidae.
AUGAGACUAACCUUCGAAGUAUGUUCAGUGAUCUUCACAUUGGGCAACCUGGUGGCCUCUCAGUCACAAUCAUCUGGUUGGAAAGAUACCAACAACAUCACUAUAGUCAAUUUCAAUAAUGAGAAGAUGCGGAUCACAUGGGCAGCAACAGAAUUACUUCCCGGCGAGAAUGUGUCAUUUUCUUAUACGUGAAUUUAAUGCGGACAGCACAACAUUUGGAAGCCAUGUCCCACCUACCUGUUGCAUCAAGGUUUUAAUUCUGGAUGUCAGUUUAAGACAGAAGGCUCAACCCUUACCAUCUCAAUCAUGAACAGUAAUGGAAGCAAAGAGCUUUUUUCUAAAAGACUAAAAUCUGACUUUUAUAUAAAGCCAAGCCGACCAGAAAAUGUGACCUUCUUGUGGAAAGAUGACACUGUUACUGUAAGCUGUAAUGAACCAAAGAGAGCUGUGAUCUGCUUGAGACUUGAGCUUCAGUAUAAAAGCAAGUUUGAUAAAGAGUGGCAAUCCAAAAUUUCUAGGUGUUGCAGUGUUGGAGAGCAAGGCUUUGACCCAAGGAAAUGCUAUUCUUUUCGGGUCAGACUGAAGAGGCUAGUACCUCACUGCAACGUAGUUAAUUACAGCAGUGACUGGGAAGCAGAAACAUUUUGGAUGAAUGGCAUAUCAUUAGAUUCAUGUGAUGAUGACAUAAAAACUCGGACAAACACAAUAAUUCUUCUAAGCUGUACGCUGUCAGUACUUCUAAUGAUAUUUCUUCUUGUGAUUCUUCUGUGUAAAUGGCAGAGACUUCAAAAGUCAGUCAUGCCUGUUAUACCAGAUCCCAAAUAUGUAUUUGCUGAUCUCUUCAAUGACCAUAGUGGAAAUUUUGAGGAAUGGAUAGACAAAACUGAGCAAGCAACAGUGCAAAACAAGGUAGAAUAUGAAGAGUCAGAGUGCACCAUUGAGGAGGAAAGCCACCAAGAAGACAAAAAUAGUGACAAAGUAGAGUCUAAGGAUAAUAUCUUCAGUUUUUCAGGAGCAGCUGAAAAUGACCAUCCCAAAACAUCUCAAAAUGCCUGCCUGAUGCCAACAUCCAAUGUUACAGUUUGUCUUGCUGGCUUCCCAAUUUUAAUGAAUGAUGAUAUGUAUGUGAUGUUAUAA